CUUUUUCACCACUCGAAAAAGCAUCAAAAUCGUUACCGUCUACAUCGACACAAGGCGCUGUGUGACGAUCUUCGAUCCGCACACCUUGUGCAGGGGCUCUUGCGAUUGCAAGAUUGACUUGAACGACGGGGGCACCCUCACAGAAUGGAACGAUCACGACGAUUUAACAUCUCCUUCUGUCUUCCCCUACGCACUCGCAUCCGUUUGCAAGCAAUGGUACGACCUCAUGCUCCUCGUCCCUGAGUUUUGGACGCGCCUCGUUGUAUUUGUGGAUUCCCAGCCUACCUCUACCACAGAUUUGCGUGCCCAGCUUUCUGCUUCGCGCGACCGCACGAAGAGGCUGGCGCUGUGCAAAAUAUCCCACUUGUCUUCCAUCGACGUCCCUGAUCUCACCUUUUUCAACUUUCUCUCUGUUCUGGGAAGGUUCAAAAGCAGCAUGAUCAGCCUCGAAUUGAACCAUGUCGACCUCCCUACCCUUCCAGAUGAGGAUUUACCUAACGAUUGGGAUUUCCGAUUCGACUUCAGUAGCCUCCACCUCGAGGGUCUGAAAAAGGAAACAUUUCAAGAAUUCGGCCACUUCACAAGCACUUCGCCGUACUUGGAGUCACAAACGAUCCGAGCCUGUGAGCUCACAGAUUACGGCAUUGGCCAUUCAUACUACCUCGACGUGCAAGAUAUCAACAACACCGAAGAGUUACUGUCUGUCGUCCCCACACUCUCUGGCCGCUGCGUCAGUUUCGUAUCCUGCGGAGGCCUCAACGACGCUGUUUUGGAGCGUCUUUCAGUGCCAGACCCUGACACGGGCGAGUGGGGCCUUGAAAAUUUGAAAGAUCUCAGUAUUUUGAAUAGUCCCGAGAUUUCUGUUCAGGGGCUGAAGCGCUUGGUAAAGAGCCGAAUUGUUGAAGCGUCAGCGCGUGGAUACGGAAAGGAUCCAGACUACGACGUCUUUGACCAAAUGGCGCCUAUAGCCUCCCUGUACAUCUCCCGCUGCGUUGAUUUCUCCGCGGUAGACGUUCGAUGGUUCAAGUCGAAAGUCUUUAACAUGUAA
Messenger RNA from Laccaria bicolor S238N-H82, 1048 nucleotides. RefSeq lists its product as uncharacterized. The transcript has 4 exons. Lineage: Eukaryota; Fungi; Basidiomycota; Agaricomycetes; Agaricales; Hydnangiaceae. The record is from RefSeq and is a predicted model, not a curated record. The annotation marks the transcript as partial.